AUGGCCGAGUGGCAGCCAAACAACUUUGGCAACACGAUCAACACGAUCAAUUUUCCAGACCAAAUGAGAGGUCGCACCUUCGAGCGAUUCCCACCCGUCCUCGUGCAAGAUGCAGAACGCUUCUCUAGAGAUCCAAGAGUCCCCUUCGUUUCUCCUGAGAUCGCGCAAGCACCAGUCCCCAGACCUCGCAUCAACGCGUUCAAUAACCAGCCUUUGCCUUAUCAGCAUCAUCAACCUGUGAACACCUGGGUUCCAGGGCUUCCGGGACCGGUCAAUACCGGCCGGCCCACCAUGGUCCCGCCCAACACAAUGAUGGCCGCUCCCCCUGCUGUGUAUGCGCAGCCAGGACCUGUCAUGACUGGGCGCCCGGCCAUGAAUCCGGCUCACGCAAUGAUAAAUAGUCCUUCUCUUGGUUAUGCGCAGCAAGAGCCUUUCAUGGGGCCCCAUCCUGCCGUGAAUCCAACUCAUGCAAUGAUGACUACUCCUCCUCCUAUUCUUGCGCAGCGGAUGAGGGAGCAAGUUAACCACUACAAGAUGAUUCUGCAUGACAUUCGCACGGCAAGCGGACGACUGGAGUUCGAACCACCCCGUUUCACGCCUCACCCGAGCUUCACGGACUCGCCACCUCCAGAGAUAUACUCGCCGUCUUCAGAGGGUAAGAGUGCCAAGGAGGUGAUGUUCGCCGAAUCGACUCCAACAUCGAAGCUUCGGGGGGACGCGCCCGAGUUUGUUCCUGGUCGACCAUAUGAGGGCAAAACCCAGAAGCCAAAGACUGAGCGGGGAUGGAUGAUUGUCUCUAGCAGUUAG
Messenger RNA from Aspergillus pseudoviridinutans, 807 nucleotides. RefSeq lists its product as uncharacterized. The record is from RefSeq and is a predicted model, not a curated record. The transcript has 2 exons. The coding region runs from base 1 to 807 and encodes 268 amino acids. NCBI's taxonomy places the organism in Eukaryota, Fungi, Ascomycota, Eurotiomycetes, Eurotiales, Aspergillaceae.